GAGUUUCCAGCAGUGACUGAGCAGAUCCAAUGGACGGCAUUUCCGUGAGACCUUAAAACACGGCUCGGAGUACACUUGGCCCAUGGGGCCAUGUUUCAACGACGAAGUCUCCAGCUGACGCAUGGCGCAUGGUCUGCGGUUCUUCCGAGGUUCUUUGCCGAGGGUUUCGAAGGAUGGGGAGCUGGACUGCGUCUGAAGUGCAUCGACUGUCAUGCGGGCGGGGAACCUGCACGCGUGGUGGUUGGAGGAGUCCCCCAGAUAUCAGGCACUAUGCAAGAAAAACGAAAUCUGAUGAUGCAGCCCAGACUUGAUGCCCUGAGAAAGCUGUUGCUUUUGGAACCACGUGGCUACCCAUGCCAAAAUGCCAACUUUAUUUUUCCGCCCUCAGGAGUUUUUCCAACUGCCGCAUUUGGUGUUGUGAUUGCUGAACAGGGGCGCGUAUAUCCUGCGAUGAGUGGACACAAUAUGAUGUGCGUUGCAACAGCUUUGUUGGAGACUGGAAUGGUUCCAAUGGUGGAACCCCUGACAGAGUUUGAUUUGGAAACACCAGCCGGCCUUGUUGGAAUACAAGCAAGAUGCCAAAAUGGCAAAGCUCUGCAGAUAACUUUGCGAAACGUUCCGUCUUUUUGUCGCCCCAAAGACAUGGAUGUCGAGGUUGAAGUUCCAGAGAUUGGCACUGUGCAACUAGACAUUGCAUAUGGUGGCAUGUUUUAUGCUAUUGUUGAUGCCCAAAGGAUCGAUUUGCAACUUGUGCCAAGCAAUGGUCGUGAAAUCUGCAAGCUGGGAGAGAUGAUCAAGAUUGCAUGCAGGGAGCAGAAUCCUGUGAAUCACCCGGAGUUCGAUUAUCCAGGCUGUGACAUUCUGGUCUUCACGGACAAUCAACGGAGAGACGGGGAUGCUAUGAGGGGCCGAAAUGCCGUUGUCAUGUCGAAUGGUAAGCUUAGUUGGGACAACCCUGAAAGCUGGACUGGAAUGAUCGAUCGUUCUCCAUGUGGAACGGGAACUUGUGCCGUUAUGGCGCAAAUGCACGCACGAGGACGCCUUGGAUUGGAGGAAGACUUUGUGCACGAAAGCAUCAUCGGAAGCGAAUUUGUUGGAAGACUCUUGGAGGAAGUCACAAUUGGAGCUGCAGAACCUGUGAAAGCAGUUGUACCAACUAUAUCAGGAAGAGCUUGGAUCACGCAGCACAGCGAAGUAAUUUGUGAUCCCAGUGAUCCUUUCCCGCAAGGCUAUACUGUAGCUGACAUUUGGUCAGCAAGUGCAGAUGAUGCGUAAAUAUGCGUAAAUAAUCAUGAGUCAUUUUGCUUUCAAAGACAAGGCAAAGUGGACAAGCACCGCCGAAUUAGCCGCGGUGUUGAGAGGACUUCUCGUUUGAGAGAAAUAGGCA
Molecule: messenger RNA, 1387 nt
Organism: Cladocopium goreaui
Lineage: Eukaryota; Dinophyceae; Suessiales; Symbiodiniaceae
Source: the annotation of a GenBank genome assembly